Solea solea (common sole) is the source of this 1120-nucleotide messenger RNA. Its product is annotated as calcium uniporter protein, mitochondrial-like. NCBI's taxonomy places the organism in Eukaryota, Metazoa, Chordata, Actinopteri, Pleuronectiformes, Soleidae. The record is from RefSeq and is a predicted model, not a curated record. Gene Ontology annotation, molecular function: calcium channel inhibitor activity. Bases 124 to 1080 code for a protein of 318 amino acids. The transcript is spliced from 9 exons. Gene Ontology annotation, cellular component: mitochondrial inner membrane; uniplex complex. Gene Ontology annotation, biological process: calcium import into the mitochondrion; mitochondrial calcium ion homeostasis.
GAAGCAGGAAACCUGUUUCCACUCGCCUCGCGGACAUUCCUGCCUGUGGAAGGAAGAGUUUUUACGACACACACACGGAGAGUGUGGGAGUAUUUUCAGCCGAGCUGCAGCUCCGGAUCCAUCAUGUUUGUCUCCAGGUCCGUGUGCAGGUUCGGUUUCUGCCGCUCUCCACGCAAAACACACGACGGGAUCUACACAUCCAGUUCUGUCUGGAUUCUUUCUCGCUACAGCAGUCGACCGACGACCAAAGAUGUGUCCGUUCGUUACAGCUUCGGUCGCCCGGUCCUCUCCGUGCGUCUUCCUGCAGGUCACGAGGGUCGUUUCACUCUGACGCCAAUGUUGACCACAGUGGGCGACCUGCUGCGAGACAUCGCCGCCAAAGACCGCGGAGUUCACUCCGCCGUCCUGCUCAACGGAGAUGGACAGAGAAUCUCCUCCUGCACGUUCAUGGAAACAGUUUUAAAUAAAGACUUCCAGCUCGUCAUCAACGACGUCACACACAACGUUCGUUCUUUCGGGCAAGGUCCGUCUCACGAGCACGUGUCGGGCGUGGACGACGUGAAGUACAUGGUCAGACUCCUUCACGCGGCUCUGACGCUUCCUCAGCGGCAACACGCCAAACACUCGGAGCUGCUGGUGAAACAGGAGAAGCUGAAAGAGCAGCUGAAGCCUCUGGAGACGGUGAAAGUCCAGAUGGCAAAGGACGCACACUCAAAAGCGUCGAUGUUGGGGUGGGUGGGGCUUGCCUACCUGUCACUGCAGGGAGGGUUCCUGGGUUAUCUCACCUGGAAUGUGUUUGAGUGGGACACCAUGGAGCCUGUCACCUACUUCAUCACCUACACCACCAGCAUGAUCUUCUUCUCCUACUACAUGCUCACACGACAGGAUUUCUUCUGUCCGGACGUGCAUGACCGUCAGUUCCUUCACUUCUUUUACCGCAAAGCGUCUCAUCAGAAGUUUGACGUUGUCAAAUACAAUGAGCUCAGAGACAAACUGGCACAGGUGGACGACGACCUGCAGAAGUUGAGAAGUGCCAUCCGUCUGCAGAAGCCGGUCAACAAGGUUCAAAAUGUUUCCUAGUAUUUUUUCAAGUUCUCCUUUUAUGUUUUUUUUUUUUUUU